AUUCAAAAGGAAAAAUAGCGAAAGCCAGAAGAAAUGAACCAAAAUAUUACGAUUACGCCACCGAACAAAACCGACCCUCUUCUACUCUUUCUCUCUCCGACAUGCGCAGUCUAGAGCGAGAAACUUUAAAGUCUAGAGAGAGAAAGCAGACCGUCCUGCCAGAAAUGGUGCUUUCUAGGGUUUUGUAGGAAAAAAAGGUUUCUUCUGAUUAUCGAUGGAAAUGCCUGGUAAAAGAUCGAACUACUCUCUCCUCAGUCAGUUUCCCGACGACCAGUUCGUCGGCGGAGCGGCCGGAAAUCAGCCUCCCUUAUACGAGUCCCUUUCUGGGGAGAAGAGCAAAGGGAAAGGCUUUGAUUGGGAUGGUGGUGAUCUUAGGAACCGGAUCGGGAACUUGUUCACUACGUCGAUCGGGUUGCAGCGGCAGUCCAGCGGCAGUAGCUUCGGCGAAAGCACUCUAUCGGGGGAGUAUUACGUGCCGACGAUGUCGAUGGCGGCGUCGAGCGACUUCGAUGCGUUUGGGGAUGUGUUUAAGGUUGGUGGUGGCGGAGGCGGAGAAUUGAGGGCCAAGGCAGUGACCGGGACUGGGGACUCGUCGUCGUCCAAGAGUUGGGCACAGCAGACGGAGGAGAGUUACCAAUUGCAGUUGGCGUUGGCGCUUCGGCUUUCGUCGGAGGCCACCUGUGCUGAUGAUCCCAAUUUCUUGGAUCCAGUGCCAGACGACUCGGCGUCCAGGUCGUUAUCGUCGUCCGGGAGUUCGGUCGAGGCUAUGUCUCAUCGAUUCUGGGUGAGUGGCUGCCUAUCAUAUUUUGACAAAGUUCCUGAUGGAUUUUACCUAAUUCACGGGAUGGAUCCAUAUGUGUGGACUGUAUGCAAUGAUUUGAGAGAAAAUGGUCGUAUUCCUUCCAUUGAAUCACUAAAGCAUGCUGAGCCUAGUGCUGAUUCUCCGAUUGAAGUUGUUUUGAUUGAUCGACGUACUGAUCCCACUUUGAAGGAAUUACAAAAUAAGGUUCAUGGUAUUUCUUGUAGUUGCAUGACCACAAAAGAGGUGGUUGAUCAGCUUGCAAAGCUUGUCUGCAAUUGCAUGGGGGGUGCAGCUUCCACUGGAGAAGAUGACUUUGUUUCCAUCUGGCGGGAGUGCAGUGAUGAUCAAAAGGAUUGUUUAGGAUCUAUUGUGGUUCCGAUUGGUAGCCUGUCCUUUGGUCUCUGCAGACAUCGUGCUUUACUGUUCAAAGUGCUGGCUGACACAAUAGAUUUGCGAUGUCGGAUAGCCAAGGGCUGCAAAUAUUGUACAAGAGAUGAUGCUUCCUCCUGUCUUGUUCGGGUUGGGCCUGACAGGGAGUUUCUGGUUGAUUUGGUUGGCAAGCCAGGGUGCUUAUGCGAGCCUGAUUCUUUGCUCAAUGGUCCAGCUUCCAUCUCAAUUUCUUCCCCAUUGCGCUUUCCACGUUCCAAACCAGUUGAAACUAACAUUGAUUUCAGGUCACUGGCUAAGCAGUAUUUCUCAGAAUGCCAAUCCCUUAAUCUUGUUUUUGAAGACACUUCAGUGGGUGUCAUUGUUGAUGAAGCUGAUGGAGGAGAUUCCAUGUAUCCUAAAAAAUUUGAUAGGAAGUGCACAGAUAGAACCCACCUUGUGCCCAUUUCAAGAAACAGAGGUGAAACUCCACAGUUGCCUAUGCCCCCAAAAGUUGCUUGGCCAAGUGCCCAUGAUCAAGAUUCCCAACUGUUUAAAUCAUGCAAGCCUUAUCAGAGCAGUAUAAGUCCAACAGAUGCAGUCAAAGAUCCUAUCCCACCAAAGCGUAUCCCACUAACUGGGCAUGGGGAUGUUCAACCAUCUUUAGCCUUGUCUGAUUUGAGAGGGGAUACAAUAAAAGAUUCGAGGUUCACUGAUGGAGGCCAAUUAUAUCCAAAUAAACCAUGCAAGGAACUUUCCCUUGAUGUGGAGGAUUUGGAUAUUCCAUGGAGUGACCUUGUUUUAAAAGAGAGAAUUGGAGCAGGUUCUUUUGGGACUGUUCAUCGUGCUGAUUGGAAUGGAUCGGAUGUUGCUGUAAAGGUUCUAAUGGAACAAGAUUUCCAUGCAGAACGUUUCAAGGAAUUUUUGAGGGAGGUUUCUAUAAUGAAACGCCUGCGGCAUCCGAAUAUCGUUCUUUUUAUGGGUGCAGUUACGCAGCCCCCAAAUUUGUCCAUAGUUACAGAAUAUUUAUCAAGAGGUAGCUUAUAUAGGCUUUUGCACAAACCUGGUGCAAGAGAAAUGUUAGAUGAGAGGCGUCGAUUGAGUAUGGCUUAUGACGUGGCCAAGGGCAUGAAUUAUCUUCAUAAACGCAAUCCUCCCAUUGUUCAUCGAGAUUUGAAGUCUCCAAACCUUUUGGUUGACAAAAAAUACACCGUGAAGGUUUGUGAUUUUGGUCUUUCGCGGUUCAAGGCAAAUACAUUUCUUUCAUCCAAAUCGGCGGCAGGGACGCCUGAGUGGAUGGCACCAGAAGUUCUUCGGGAUGAGGCAUCAAAUGAAAAGUCAGACAUAUAUAGCUUUGGUAUAAUCUUGUGGGAACUUGCAACAUUGCAACAACCUUGGAGUAAUUUAAAUCCAGCACAGGUUGUAGCAGCUGUUGGUUUUAAGGGCAAAAGGCUUGAGAUCCCACGUGAUUUAAAUCCUCAAGUGGCUUCCAUAAUUGAAGCAUGUUGGGCAAAUGAGCCUUGGAAGCGCCCUUCCUUUUUCAACAUCAUGGAAUCCUUGAAGCCACUGAUUAAACCUCCCACGCCUCAGCCAGUUCGUGCAGAUAGACCACUGCUUACCUGAAGGGUGCAUCACCUAAGAAGCCUUUUUUGUGCACAUAUAUUGACAUUCUUUUGAUGAUCUGAUGUCUGACAGCGAUUCGUGCUGUUGAGAUAAUCUCAGAGUCAUUGUUGUACAUUUUUCUGUUCUCAUUGUCAACUGAGCAUACUAAUUCUUAACGCAAGUCAAAGGAAUUGCAACUGCAUAUGGGGAGUAUCUAUAUAUGCAUUUCCAUCCUCACCUCCCAAUGAAAUAUUGUUUGCCCUAGUCAAUUGUGUUUGUCAUGGAAAAUUUGUAUAAUUCCUUCGCUCAUAAUUUUAUAUGUAUCCAUAAUUUACUGAACAGCUAACGGGAAGCAUCUUUGCCGGCAUUACGCACCAGUGGAGAUUUAUGUUGUACAACUCAUCUCGAAGAUUGUCAGUUUACAGGUUCUUUUCUUUUCUUUUUCAUUGGACCACUGUCAAUGAUAUGGAGAAGAAAAAAGUUGAUAACAUCAUCAGAGAUUCGUUAGGACCAGACUUAGCAUUCCACGGAAUAGAUGCAGGAAUGGGACCACCUGCAAGGGGAUGUUUAUGUGGACUGUCUUAUUCAUCUAUAAAGGGUGAUUAAAUAGUAAAUACAUUAGAUUAGUUAUUCUUUUAAACUAUAUACUAUUGUUUUAAGUUUGUCCUUUAUUUGUAGUACACAAGUGCUUUGUGUUUUUGUGUGAUACGUGAUCAGGUAUAGGUUCUUAUGA
Vitis riparia (riverbank grape) is the source of this 3503-nucleotide messenger RNA. RefSeq names its product serine/threonine-protein kinase CTR1. Bases 215 to 2791 code for a protein of 858 amino acids. Gene Ontology annotation, molecular function: protein kinase activity; ATP binding. Gene Ontology annotation, biological process: protein phosphorylation. The transcript has 16 exons. NCBI's taxonomy places the organism in Eukaryota, Viridiplantae, Streptophyta, Magnoliopsida, Vitales, Vitaceae. The record is from RefSeq and is a predicted model, not a curated record.